AUGGUGUCUUUUAUAUGUGAUGCCUGUGGUCAAACUGUGAAAAAGAAUAAGGUAGAAAAACACUACCAAACAGAAUGUCGAAAUUGUAGUGUAUUGUCAUGUAUAGACUGCGGUAAGGAUUUUCCUGGGGACGAAUAUGCUGGACACACUAGUUGCAUAUCAGAAGCUGAAAAAUAUCAAGGAAAACUUUAUCAACCGAAAGAGAAAGCAAAUAAAGGAGAGCUUAAACAACAAGAAUGGAUUAAGCAAGUACAACAGGCAGGUGAUGUGGCACAGAAUCCAAAACUGAAAGGAUACCUUAACAAAAUACAAGAGUAUUCAAAUGUUCCAAGAAAAAGAGCUAAAUUUAUUAACUUCUGCAAGAACAGUAUCAGAGUGUUUGACCAAAAUGUAUUGGAUCAGUUAUGGGAAGCUUUCAAUUCGAUGAAAAACAAGGGACAAAAGGAUGACCAGGAAAACUCAAAACCAACUAAUGAUGUAUCUGAUCAAUUGACCAAUGCCAAGAUAUGUGAGCUAUCCAAUGGCCCAAUUGAAGAGAAGACAAAAAAUAAAUCUAGAAAAACAAACAAGAGAAACAGGGAUUGCGAAUCAGAAGAUAAUAGUGUUUCCGUAGAAAACUGCAAUGGUAAUGAGGAAACUGAGCCCAGUUCAAAAUCAAAGAAAAAGAAGUCGAGACACAUUGAAAAUAACACUAUUGAAGAAAGUGAAAGUAUCAAUGUUGAUCUAAACAGUCAGGUUUCUCAAGGAAAAUUUAGUUGGCAAAAAGCACUCAAAAAAGUGUUGAAAGACGCAGGGGAAGAUGGGAUAUCCAUAAAAAGACUUAAAAAGAAGGUUAUUACAGAGUACAAUGCCCAUGGGACAAAUCACCAAGCAUCGACAACAGAUCAAUGCUCAGCCGUGUUCAAACAAAAGUUAGGAAAAUACAAAAACGCCAAGAUUGUCAAGGAACGUGUAUUUUACAAGAAAUAGAGCAUGUGUAUGAUUCUAGGUAUUUUUAUGGUGAAACCUUUUGGUUCAAAUAGUUUUAUUAAAUGUUUUAUGAAUUAAUCUUGUCUUGAUCUUUUUAA
Rhopilema esculentum is the source of this 1067-nucleotide messenger RNA. Its product is annotated as cell growth-regulating nucleolar protein. Gene Ontology annotation, molecular function: DNA binding. The record is from RefSeq and is a predicted model, not a curated record. Lineage: Eukaryota; Metazoa; Cnidaria; Scyphozoa; Rhizostomeae; Rhizostomatidae. Gene Ontology annotation, cellular component: nucleolus. Gene Ontology annotation, biological process: negative regulation of transcription by RNA polymerase II; rRNA processing.